ACACUCUCCCCCCUAUAAAGAUCUGGAUGCCACAAAACCUUCCGCGCCGCCGCCAUCUCGGAGCAUAGUAGCACGCCGCCCCCCGGUCGGCCCCCCCGACCAGCGACCUCGGCAGCUCCGGCGAAGAUGGGUGCCUUCAGGUUCCACCAGUACCAGGUAGUGGGGAGGGGCCUGCCGACGCCGACCGACGAGCACCCCAAGAUCUACCGCAUGAAGCUCUGGGCCACGAACGAGGUCCGCGCCAAGUCCAAGUUCUGGUACUUUCUCCGCAAGCUGAAGAAGGUGAAGAAGAGCAACGGGCAGAUCCUUGCCAUCAAUGAGAUUUUUGAGAAGAACCCAACCACUAUCAAGAACUAUGGCAUCUGGCUGCGUUACCAGAGCAGGACUGGUUACCACAACAUGUACAAGGAGUACCGUGAUACCACCCUCAAUGGUGCCGUUGAGCAGAUGUACACUGAGAUGGCUUCUCGCCACCGUGUCAGAUUCCCUUGCAUUCAGAUUAUCAAGACUGCCACUGUCCACUUUAAACUCUGCAAGCGUGACAACACUAAACAGUUCCACAAGUCAGAUAUCAAGUUCCCACUGGUGUACAGGAAGGUCAGGCCCCCAACCAGGAAGCUGAAGACAACCUUCAAAGCAUCAAGGCCAAACUUGUUUAUGUGAUCAAAGUUGCCCUGCCAUGUUCUGUAAGAUCUGCCAGUAUGGUGUAGUACUAGUUCAGAUGAAUCUUAAUAUCUUAUCCAUAUGAGGCGUAUUGUUUUAAAAGUUAUCCUUUUCUGUUGCUUUGUGAUCAUCUGAUGCCCUAUACUGAUAAUUGCCUGUUCUGCUGAUAUUAAUUUACUGAAAUAUCUAAAAGGUUGUUUGCUCA
Messenger RNA from Oryza brachyantha (malo sina), 868 nucleotides. Its product is annotated as 60S ribosomal protein L18a. The coding region runs from base 127 to 663 and encodes 178 amino acids. Gene Ontology annotation, cellular component: ribosome; cytosolic large ribosomal subunit. Gene Ontology annotation, biological process: translation. The record is from RefSeq and is a predicted model, not a curated record. Gene Ontology annotation, molecular function: structural constituent of ribosome. The transcript has 4 exons. Lineage: Eukaryota; Viridiplantae; Streptophyta; Magnoliopsida; Poales; Poaceae.